AUGGCUAAGGGUGCUGAUGUGUCAGUACAUGUACUUAAGUUGAUCAAUUUAAUUGAGCGACUUGAGAUUAAGUGUACACUAGCUGAGCUCCUUAAUCAAAUAGUGACAGCUCAGAGAACUAUGCAGGGUAAAGGUAAAGAGACUGCUCUUGUCAUUGCUUCGACUUGUAAGGCUAAGUCAAAGAUAAGCGCAAAGAGAAAAUCUUCGACUAAAUCCACUGGUAGCGUAUUCAAGACUAAAGGCAAAGGAAAGGGCAAGGAGUUACUUCAUUACUAUAUUGAUGAUUUAUCACUGUAUGGGUAUUUGUACCUUAUGAAGUACAAGUCAAAAUCUUUUACAGAGUUCAAAGAAUUCAUGGCUAAAGUAGAGAAUCAAACAGGCCUAAGUAUUAAAGCCCUUGAAUUUGAUCGAGCUGGUGAAUAUUUAAGCAGUGAGUUUGAACAAUUUCUAAAGGAACAUGGCAUUGUUUCACAACUUACACCCCUUGGAACACCAUAA
Molecule: messenger RNA, 498 nt
Organism: Ricinus communis (castor bean)
Lineage: Eukaryota; Viridiplantae; Streptophyta; Magnoliopsida; Malpighiales; Euphorbiaceae
Exons: 3
Coding region: 1-498 (165 amino acids)
Biological process (GO): DNA integration
Molecular function (GO): nucleic acid binding
Source: RefSeq, a predicted model, not a curated record